Messenger RNA from Bubalus bubalis (water buffalo), 829 nucleotides. It is a transcript of the gene FNDC9, whose product is annotated as fibronectin type III domain containing 9. The coding region runs from base 146 to 829 and encodes 227 amino acids. The record is from RefSeq and is a predicted model, not a curated record. The transcript is spliced from 2 exons. NCBI's taxonomy places the organism in Eukaryota, Metazoa, Chordata, Mammalia, Artiodactyla, Bovidae. Gene Ontology annotation, molecular function: protein binding.
UACUCAGACAGUGGUGAGAGAGACAUCAAGGAGAGCCCAGAGAGCCCAGAGCAGAGGAGGGGAGAAGGCAGCAUCCUUGGGCUCUGAUCCACUCUGACUCUGAGGGGUGCCUAACAACCGGAUCACUGCAAGCAUCAGAAUCGUGAUGAACAUCAAGGUUGGGAACGUUUCUUAUACGGGAGCCAUCAUUUCCUGGUCGUCCUCGGAGCCCUGCCUGGAGGACUAUUACCAUAUUAUGUAUAGGCCCAAUUGGAACAGCAUCUUCUCUGGCUAUCUUCGCUACAGCUUCCAUCACGAGGAGAAGGUGCCUCGAACAAUCAGCUCCUUGGUGCUGGAACACCUCACCCCUUCCACACUCUACUUCCUGUGCAUCAGCUGCAAGAAGAUUCUCUUUCCCUACAGGCACUACUGCACCAUGUUCCACACCCUGGAUAAGACUCCACUUGCCGCUGGAAGCUCCCUGGUGGACCCCCAGAUCUCGCUCUGGGUGCUGAUGGCCAUUCUGCUGGCCUGCUUCACGGCAGUCUUAGCCUUCAUCUGCCUCCAGUUCUGGUGCAUCCGGUGCCACGAACCUCGAUGGUCUUACAGAGCGGGCCACAUGGAGGAAGCCAAUGGGCUGGUGAGAUGGCCAGAGGAGGCCCCGGGGCUAGGUCAGGGGGAGGAAGGCCUGCAGGGGCUCCCCCUGGUGGAGCUGCCACACAAAAACUCUGGAGAAGAUGCAGAACCAGAAGCUGAAGCUGCAGCAGUGGAAGCCGGCCAGCAUGUCCCCGAUGCGGGUGCCUUGCAGAGGGAGGGAGGUGGUCAGGCUGCAUUGCCUCGUUUUGGGUAG